UUGGAAUAAGAUGGCAAAUUAAUUUUUAUGAAAGCCUUGGCAUCACCUUUAUUAAGGCAUGCACUCAAGGCACCUUCUUCUCUUCCUCUUCCUAUAUAAGCUAAUUUUCAGCUGUGUUUUCAUUUGUGUUCUAAGAAGAUUUCCCAAUGUCCAUCCCUAAGACAACUCUCAUCUUUGCAAUCCUUUGCAUCCUUCUGCUACAUGAGCUCAAGAUCAAUGCAGUUGAAGCUCAAAAAAUAGAUUGCAAGUCCAAAUGUGAUUACAGGUGCAGCAAGGCAUCAAGGCACAAGAUGUGCAUAAGGGCAUGCAAUACAUGCUGUCAGAGGUGCAAUUGUGUCCCUCCAGGAACUGCCGGAAAUGCUGAUGUUUGCCCUUGCUAUGCCAAUAUGACCACCCAUGGAGGAAGGAAGAAGUGCCCUUAAUUGAAUUUAUAUGUAUAAAUCCAUUUCCAUAACUACAUCUCUAUCUCUUUAUACUACAAGUAGAAGAAGAAGAAUAAGACUUGGAGAACACAACAGACACUGAGAAAGGACUUGCAUGCUUGUCAGUGCUAUAUUUCCAAGAAUAUGAAGAACUGAAAAGACUGCUAGGAAUCAGCAAAACUAAAUCAAUAUUUCUUUACUAUAAAGCAUUUCCCUUUUUGUAAUUCUGGAUUCAGUAUUCCAACUCUUUUCUAAUCAUGAUAGCAUUUUCUACA
Messenger RNA from Hevea brasiliensis (rubber tree), 697 nucleotides. Its product is annotated as cypmaclein. The transcript has 3 exons. Bases 147 to 422 code for a protein of 91 amino acids. The record is from RefSeq and is a predicted model, not a curated record. NCBI's taxonomy places the organism in Eukaryota, Viridiplantae, Streptophyta, Magnoliopsida, Malpighiales, Euphorbiaceae.